Molecule: messenger RNA, 1863 nt
Organism: Nicrophorus vespilloides
Lineage: Eukaryota; Metazoa; Arthropoda; Insecta; Coleoptera; Silphidae
Gene: Eyg
Product: paired box protein Pax-6-like
Exons: 3
Coding region: 258-1325 (355 amino acids)
Biological process (GO): regulation of transcription by RNA polymerase II; anatomical structure development
Molecular function (GO): RNA polymerase II cis-regulatory region sequence-specific DNA binding; DNA-binding transcription factor activity, RNA polymerase II-specific
Source: RefSeq, a predicted model, not a curated record
AAUUAUAUAUCAUUAACGGAAGAAACACCGUGCGUUUAAAUGAAACGAACCUUCUUCUCUUUUCCUUUUUUUUUGUUGUUCUUCCUUAAUAUAGUUCUCGUUCUUUCUUCUCUUAUUUUUUUUUUGUGCUGCUGCUGCUGUUUUUCUUCUGCUGUUGCUCUCAACAAUCUCGUUCUCUUUCUCCGUGAAAUUCGCUAAUAUCAACAGCAUACAUAUAUAACAAUCGGACGGAAGAAUGCGGGGAAAUCGCUCAGAAGAUGUUAAACGCCGACCGAACAUACGAGACGGGCGUUUGCACGAAUGCGACGGCGCCAUCUGUGAGCAGCAUCAACAGGAUUUUGAGGAAUAGGGCGGCAGAGAGGGCGGCGGCGGAAUUCGCUCGUGCCGCCGGCUACGGCCUCUACCAUCCUCAUCCAUACGCCGCGGCGGCUGCAGCCUUUCCAUGGCAUUCUCCGCUCUGGCCGAACGGUCCUCUGGGUCUUCAGCCACCGGGCGCCGGAAGCGGGAGUGGCGGAGGCGGCGGAUCCGUCAUGGCCGGAUCUCCCGGAUCCUCGGCAUCUCCUCACCAGGAUCACGGCCUGCUCAGCUCCCCACCCGGUCACAACGAUAGCAAGGACGAUUCCAGUCUGGACGGUUCGGAGCAGCCGAAGUUCCGCAGAAAUCGUACCACAUUCAGUCCCGAUCAGCUGGAGGAGCUCGAAAAGGAGUUCGAAAAAAGUCAUUAUCCUUGCGUUUCGACGCGCGAACGUCUCGCCUCGAAGACGUCGCUCUCGGAAGCACGAGUUCAGGUUUGGUUUUCCAACAGACGGGCGAAAUGGAGACGGCACCAGCGCAUGAACCUGCUGAAGAGGUCGUCGCCUGGGCCGCAGGGGAUGGGCGGAGGCGGCGGCGCCUCCUCCUCGAUCUAUGGGGCGGGUCGGUUGACGCCGCCGUCGCCGCCGCCUCACUACAAUCCCGGUUCCACCCCUGGCUCGCCGCUCAUGGGGGGCCACCAUCAUCGAGGUGGCGGUCAUCCGCAGUCUCAAUCGUCUCAGCUUCAGGCGCCGCCUCCGCAACCCAUGCUCCUGCAGAUGGGCGGCGAGAAUAGCGCGUUCAAAGCGUUCGGCCCUGCGGCCACCGCACUAGCGCUCGCCGGUUACGUCACCGAUUCGGACGAGGAGAUCAACGUCAAUGACGAAUCGGACGUGGAGGAAUCAUCGUCAGCGGCCCACCUCAGGGCAGCAUCCAGGUCCUCGAGCCCCGUUGAAGUGGUCGACUCUCCCAGCCUGAAUGCAAACCCCUCCACCUGCCAGCCGCUUCAGCUCACGAUGCACGAUCGCGAUUGAGACGAACUUUCGAACAACACCCCAAAAACUCUGUGCGAAUGAAUCUCCCCCACAAUUAAGAAUCCAAUUACCAAAGCAGGAACUUAAAACUACUUAAGUUAUAUAUUACUUAUAAUUAUAAUUAAUUAACUAUUUAGUUAGGAUUAGCUGAGAUGAUCAAAAAUCCUUUUUCCCCCUCGUCCCCUAUUAUACAACUAUUACUUGUACAUAUACUUAUUUAUAUAAACGUUGUGAAACCGAAACCUGUAUAAAAAUCAUCCGUUACGUUGUCCCGUCUCAUCGUCAGUUGUAGCACGAUCUGUUAAACGACACCAAAACGAUUUGUCCCCGUACUUUUUGUUCGUUUGUUAAAUGAGCAUUUGUAAAAAUUUCCCUUCUUUUCUUGUUGUUGAUGUUAAUGAUGCGGCGAUGAUUUGUAAAUGACGCUUCGCUUCUGCAUUGGAAGGACGAAAGAAAUUGAAAACACUGAAAACGUUGCGGUCGUCGUCAUCUCUCGAUUCUGUUCUGUUCUGUAACGGGAAGCAAACUGUAAAUACCA